CCUCUCUUCGAUUUGUAGAGUUUCUAUUAAAGAAUUCUACCCAAGCUAGUGGCCUCAAAUCCGUUAUAAAACUAGGUAUGCAAGCCAAUAAUAUUAACAAUCAGUAAAAUGUUUUGCUACCGGUCUAAUGAGAAUAUUUUAUCAAUGUACAGUGCAAAAAUCAAUAUCAAAUUAUGAGAAAAUUUGAAAUAUUAUUUAUGUACAAUUCUAAAAACAAUCGGCUGUAAUAGAACUGCAGCUGAAAGUUUGUGGUCGUUUACAAUAAACAUAACCCACGGAAAGCCAGAAAAAAAUGUGGCAACAAAUUCUGCCUGAUAAUAGAUCCGCCUUUCGUCAUAUUUAUAUAGUUUUAUCAUUUUAAAUGUCAUUAAAUUUUGUUUACUUGCAUAUUGUUGAUAAAAAAUGAAUUUUCAAAUCAGUGUUUUGGUACGGAAAAUAGAUUUCGAUGGAAUUCGCUGUAACAAGCAGAUACGUUGCCAUGGUUACUAGCUAGCGUUGUUUAGUUGUGGUUUUUGUCUCCGCCAGUGCUUUUUGAAAAGGUGAUGGCUUUGUUUCUCUGUUUCUAAAAGCAUUAAACCUGUUCCUGUAGUUAUUAUAUACGUUUCGUUUUUAUACUCGUUUGAAAAACGGUUACCGGAACUGAUAAUCAACAUGGUCGUUAAAGACAGAAGAUCCAAUGUUAAAAAAGAUUCUUUGCAACCUUCAGCAGCACCCACGAUUCCCAAUGAUACAAAGGUUUUAAGAAGAAUAAUUGCAGAAGAUCCUGAUUGGUCAUUAGCAACAGUACCUCUUUUGAAAGAUUUAGUGAUAAACCAUAUUGUUGACAAUUUUGAAAAAAAUCCAAUACUGAAAGAACUUCAUCCAAAAGAUAAAAACAAAGUUCUUGAUAAAAUUGCACCAAAAAUAGAUAUCAUUGUAACAGCUCACUUGGUUGAAGAUGAAUCCUAUUGGAAAAGAUGUUGUAAAGCUAAAUACCAUAUAUGUGACGUCACCAAUUAUGGAGGAAGCUGGAAAAGGAUGUUUUUUGAAAGAUAUAUGCAAGAUGUUGUGGAAAAUUUUGUACCAGAGAAAACCAGCGAUAAUGUAGUUACAAACGCCAUUCCCCUAUGCUCGAAAUAUGUCAAAAGAUUAGACAUCAAACAACUUCUUCCUCCUGUAAAAGAACCAACGAAACCCGGAGUUCAAGAGGAAGAAGCAUCAGAUAUGGGAAGUGAUGCAGGAACGGAAAGUCCUGAAAUGGACCACUUUGAAUUUGGAGAACUUCUGGAGAAACUUCCGAAUUUGGAAGAAUUCAAAGUAACUUAUGGUGUGCGAGAUUGUGGAAUGAACUUUGAAUGGAAUCUUUUUCAAUUCACACAACGAGAUUGUCUUCUAGUUGCAAAAGCACUGCGAUCCUGCACAUGGUUGAAAAAAAUAUGUGUUCAUAAAAGCAAGGUAGAUGACGCAAAAGUGCGAGUUUUAGUUAGCAAUCUUCUCGAUCAUCCUUGCCUCACUAAUCUGGAUCUUUCACAUAAUUGCAUCGGUGAUAAGGGUGCAAGAGGAAUCGCAAAACUUAUUAACAACAGAUGCCCAAACCUCACUUCAAUUACCCUUUGUGAUAACAUCAUAAGACAAGAAGGAGCAAAAGCAAUUGCAUAUUCCAUCACAAAAAAUUCAAAAUUGAAGGCUCUCAACCUGAGAUUGAACAGAAUGGGUGAUGUUGGUGGUCAGGCCAUUGCAAAAGCACUUUUAAACAACAACACAUUAGAAGAUAUCAACUUAUCAUGUAACGACUUGACUGAACCAUCAGCUGCUGUUUUCUCUCAAGUUCUCAUAUCUAACACUGCAUUAACAACAAUAAGUCUUUCAGGAAACAGAAUUGGGCCAGAUGGUGGCAAGCAACUUCAAGAAGGCAUGGAAGAGAACAGCACAAUCACAGAGUUGGAUUUGCGAUUGACAGAAUCUGGUCAGGAAAGUGAGUAUUGUAUCCAACAAGUUCUCAAAGAGAACCAAGAAAAAGCAAGAUUAAAGGAAUUAGAGAGAAUUCCUUCAGCAUCUACAGUCGCCACAUAAAGAAACUAGUUUUGUGUUUAUUUUAUUGUGUUUACAUCUGUCUAAUAUUAUUGUACAAUUGAAUAAAUUUUUAACCUGU
Messenger RNA from Styela clava, 2131 nucleotides. Its product is annotated as dynein regulatory complex subunit 5-like. The record is from RefSeq and is a predicted model, not a curated record. Lineage: Eukaryota; Metazoa; Chordata; Ascidiacea; Stolidobranchia; Styelidae. Gene Ontology annotation, molecular function: protein binding.